Molecule: messenger RNA, 1617 nt
Organism: Esox lucius (northern pike)
Lineage: Eukaryota; Metazoa; Chordata; Actinopteri; Esociformes; Esocidae
Gene: sdr39u1
Product: short chain dehydrogenase/reductase family 39U, member 1
Exons: 6
Coding region: 396-1307 (303 amino acids)
Source: RefSeq, a predicted model, not a curated record
UAAUGUUACGAAUCUGCUAAAACGUUACAUGAUACAAAGGCUACUGAAACUUUGAUAGGCCUAUCUUACGAAUUUACACACGUGUCAAAGUUUGGGUUUAACUAAAAAAAGUUUGAAUUUGCAUUUUGCAUUUGAACUUAUGACCUAAGGUAACACGAAAUCUGCUGUCAAAUAUUUACUUAAAUAUUUUGAGUAUGCCCCCUGACUUCCCCUGUCAUCAGGCUGGAUUUUUUUAGUGUUUAAAAAAAAAUUCUCAGUAGGAGCUCGUUUUUACCGAGUUUCCAGUGUUCACGAAAGCACUAAAGAUCGAUUUGUUUUGAACGUGGUGGAGUGUACGCUGUAACUUUCAGUCAAUAAUCUAUACAGGGCAGUUUUUGAACUGGAAAGUUGGUGUCAUGAGAGUCUUAAUAGGAGGAGGAUCGGGUUUUGUGGGCAGAGAGCUGACCCAUUUACUUAGACGCAAAGGUCACGAUGUCACAAUAAUAUCUCGACAGCCAGGUCCGGGAAAGAUCACAUGGAGUGAGCUGGAGUCUGAUGGCCUCCCACCAUGUGAAGCCACUGUCAACCUGGCUGGAGAGAACCUCAUGAACCCACUGCGGUGGUGGAAUGAGAACUAUAAGAAGGAUCUGUUUUCAAGUCGGAUUGACACAACCACAAGUCUGGCUCAAGCUAUUGCUGCUUCCCCCAGCCCCCCUCAGGCUUGGGUCCUUGUCACUGGUGUAGCAUGUUACAGGCCAAGUCUGACAGCCAGGUACUCAGAAGAGAGUGAGUGGACGCCGUUUGACCUCCUGUCAAGGUUGGUCAAGGAAUGGGAGGAGGCGGGCAGUCUUCCGGUAACAGUUGCACAGAAAACCAGGCAAGUCAUAAUCAGACCAGGUGCAGUACUGGGUCGCGAUGGCGGUGCCAUGAAACAGAUGAUGACUCCGUUCUGGCUAGGCCUUGGGGGCACCUUGGGGUCUGGUAGACAACCAUUCCCCUGGAUCCAUGUCUCUGACCUGGCCGGCAUCAUCACUCAUGCCAUUGAGAACUCUUCCAGCACCCUCCCUUCCGCUGUCCCUCAAGUGUUUAACGGCGUUGCCCCGGCAACGAACACCAACUACGAGUUCACCAAAGAGCUGGGCCGGGUCCUGAGACGACCCACAGUCUUCCCUGUGCCAGGAUUUGUCAUAGAUGCUCUAAUGGGUUCAGAGAGAGCAGUAGUGCUCACUCAGGGUCAGAUGGUAGAACCCAAGAGGACCCUGGAGUCAGGCUUUCAGUACAAGUACCCGGACCUAAGCUCUGCUCUGAAGGAGAUUGUUGAUAGAUAACAACCCAAGGAAACAAUGGAAAUUAUGAGGAAAGGAGUUUUGUUUCUCCUGAAUAACCAUGAAAUGGACUCUGUUGUCUACAUUAAAUGGUCUCCAGUGUCAACUGCAAGAAAGGAAUAUAUAUGUGUGUGUGUGUGUGUGUGUCUGUACGUGUGUAUAUAUAUAUAUAUAUAUAUAUAUAUAUAUAUAUAUAGCCUACAUUUAAGGUUACGUGCAAUGUAUUUCUAACGGUGAGUUAAAGGUGGGGGGUCAAUCAAAAGAAGCAUGCGAUCGUGUCACUUGUUUGCUGAAUAAACUGGAUGUAACAAAA